AUGCAGUUUUUGACUGCAGUAAGUCCACAGUCCUUCUCUACCCCAAGCUGGAAGGUUGAGACCAAGUAUUCAACCCGAGUGCUCACUGGAAACUGGGUGGAAGAGAGAAUGAAGUUCGCCAAAGCCACGGAGAAAACACCUCAGUGCAUUUACAGAAAAGAGUACGUCCCCUUCCCAGGCCACAGACCAGACCAGAUCUCCAGGUGUUAUGGCAAGAGGAGAAUUGAGGGGCUCCCGUACAAACACCUGAUCACGCACCACCAGGAGCCCUCCCACCGCCAUCUGAUCAGCACCUAUGAUGACCAUUACAACCGGCACAAUUACAACCCUGGCCUGCCCCCACAUCGUACCUGGAGUGGACAUAAGAUGCUGUGGCUCCCAGAGAAAUCCGACUUCCUCCUUCUCGCUCCCCCUACAAACUAUGGACUCUAUGAAGAGCUGCAGCAGAGAUGGCUCGCACCCAAGGCUGCCCCGAGGGAGAGCAUUUACACCUCGUCCUACCCCAGACCACCACUCUAUGCUUUGUCCCGGCGGGAACAUGCCAUCCCCGUCCCUCCCCCUCGUCUGCACCCUGUCCCACGCUUCUGA
This is a messenger RNA of Odobenus rosmarus divergens (Pacific walrus), 588 nucleotides long. It is a transcript of the gene CFAP107, whose product is annotated as chromosome unknown open reading frame, human C1orf158. The transcript is spliced from 4 exons. The coding region runs from base 1 to 588 and encodes 195 amino acids. The record is from RefSeq and is a predicted model, not a curated record. NCBI's taxonomy places the organism in Eukaryota, Metazoa, Chordata, Mammalia, Carnivora, Odobenidae.